Syzygium oleosum is the source of this 1257-nucleotide messenger RNA. Its product is annotated as peroxidase 4. Gene Ontology annotation, molecular function: heme binding; peroxidase activity. Lineage: Eukaryota; Viridiplantae; Streptophyta; Magnoliopsida; Myrtales; Myrtaceae. The record is from RefSeq and is a predicted model, not a curated record. The coding region runs from base 60 to 1037 and encodes 325 amino acids. The transcript is spliced from 4 exons. Gene Ontology annotation, biological process: hydrogen peroxide catabolic process; response to oxidative stress.
CGCACACCGUCUUCCACGCAAAAUCGGUCAGUUCUCUACCUAGUCUUGUGACAUUGCCAAUGGCGUUUUCUUCACCAUCAUUAUGUUCUGUGGCCAUCUUGACUUUGUCUUGCAUCUUGCUCCUCCUCAUGGGGAGGUCCGAUGCUCAACUCUCCACCAAUUUUUACUCGAAAACGUGUCCCAACGUCUACGCCACCAUCAAAUCCCAAGUGCAAUCGGCCAUCAACAAGGAGGCCCGGAUGGGCGCCUCUCUCCUCCGCCUGUUCUUCCACGAUUGCUUUGUUAAUGGCUGCGACGGAUCAAUUCUUCUCGAUGACACAUCGACAUUCACCGGAGAAAAGACCGCGGCUCCAAACCAAAACUCCGUCAGAGGAUUCGAUGUCGUAGACAACAUCAAGUCUGCUGUGGAGAACGUGUGCCCUGGCGUUGUUUCCUGCGCCGACUUGUUGGCCAUCACUGCUCGAGACUCUGUCGUCAUCCUUGGAGGGCCAAGCUGGAAUGUGAAACUCGGGAGGAGAGAUGCAAGAACCGCAAGCCGAGCAGCUGCUAACAAUGGCAUUCCUCCUCCAACCUCAAACCUCAACAACCUCAUCUCUUUCUUCCAAAAUGUUGGCCUCUCGACUAGAGACAUGGUGGCUUUAUCUGGUUCACAUACAAUAGGACAAGCAAGGUGCACAAACUUCAGAGCCAGGAUCUACAAUGAGACCAACCUGGACCCUUCCUUUGCCCAGACAAGAAAGGCCAACUGCCCGAGGACAGCUGGCUCAGGGGACAACAAUCUGGCCCCUCUCGACUUGCAGACGCCCACCGCGUUCGACAACAAUUACCACAAGAACCUCCUCCAGAACAGGGGCUUGCUUCACUCUGACCAGCAGCUCUUCAAUGGCGGUUCCACCGACUCACUCGUGAGGACUUAUGCCAGCAGCCCUAGCACCUUCAGCUCUGACUUCACCGCGGCCAUGAUCAAGAUGGGGGACAUCAAGCCCCUCACCGGAUCAAAUGGUGAAAUCAGGAAGAAUUGUAGGAAGAUCAACUAAGGCUAUAAUUAUCUUCAUUUUCUGGGAAUAAAAUUUGCUUGUCGCUUAUGAUUCUAGUAUAGUAUUAGGGAAUGCAUUUGGAGAUUUUUGGUUUGGGGGUCUCAUGGACUUUGCAGUGACCAUGCAUUUUAGAGAACCGAGUAAGUUGGUUUUCCAUGUUGUAAGAGCUUGAAUGAGGCUACAUGUACUAAAUAAUACUCACAUGUUUCCUCUUAUACAA